Messenger RNA from Phalaenopsis equestris, 2128 nucleotides. RefSeq names its product sucrose transport protein SUT1-like. The transcript has 14 exons. Gene Ontology annotation, molecular function: sucrose:proton symporter activity. Bases 189 to 1760 code for a protein of 523 amino acids. Gene Ontology annotation, biological process: sucrose transport. The record is from RefSeq and is a predicted model, not a curated record. Gene Ontology annotation, cellular component: plasma membrane. Lineage: Eukaryota; Viridiplantae; Streptophyta; Magnoliopsida; Asparagales; Orchidaceae.
AAGAAGCUGCUUCAGUUAUGUUCAAAUCACUUCACCUUCUUCACCAAACAAAGGGAUAAAGGAAUUGGAGGGAGUGGGAAUCAUCGGGAACCGUAGCCUUUAUCGGCGAAGGUGGUGGAGGAAUCUGGCGUUGGUGGUUCACUAGGAGAUCGAUAUAUACGAUCCGAUUCGAUACGAUUUGAGUGGGGAUGAGAUCGACGGAGCGAAGCCAAGGAGGAGAGAUGGAGCUUGCUGGUGCCAGAGUUUCGGUGCCGAACAAUGUGCCCACGACGACGACGACGAUGACGACGACGAAACCAAUAAGCCUGGUGAGGCUCUUCUUCUCAUGUAUGGUUGCAGGCGGUGUGCAGUACGGAUGGGCUCUGCAAUUAUCUCUGCUGACCCCCUACGUUCAGACGCUUGGAUUGUCGCAUGCACUCAGCUCCCUUAUGUGGCUAUGCGGUCCCGUUGCUGGUUUUGUGGUUCAACCUUGUGUUGGUUUAUGGAGUGAUAGAUGCCAUUCACGAUUUGGAAAGAGAAGACCAUUCAUACUUGUCGGGUGCUUGCUGAUUUCUACUGCAGUUAUUGUGAUUGCCUUUUCCUCAGACAUCGGUUUCAAGCUGGGUGAUACCAAGGAACAUUGCAGUGUGUAUCAUGGUCCUCGGUGGCGGGCUGCAUUCGUUUUUGUAGCUGGAUUUUGGAUGCUGGAUCUGUCCAACAAUGCAGUACAGGGUCCAGCCCGAGCUCUCAUGGCUGAUCUCUCAGGGCAUCAUGGAACCAAUGCUGCUAAUGCUAUAUUUGCUGCAUGGAUGGCUAUUGGAAACAUCCUUGGUUAUUCAUCUGGUGCUAGUGGAGAGUGGCACAAGUGGUUGCCUUUUUUGUCAAAUAAGGCUUGUUGUGAGGCUUGUGCAAAUUUGAAAGGAGCAUUCUUAGUUGCUGUGGUGUUUCUUAUAAUCUGUGUGAUGGUGACCUUCGUUGUUGCUAAAGAGGUGCCUCUUCCAUCCGUCAAAGGGAGCACUGAAGCGGAGGAUGAUAGAGUGGGAAUAAUGGACAUUUUCAAAAGUAUCAAGAAUUUGCCACAAGGAAUGCCUUCUGUUCUUCUCGUCACUUCACUUACUUGGUUGUCAUGGUUUCCAUUUAUCCUUUAUGAUACUGACUGGAUGGGCCGCGAAGUCUUCCAUGGAAGUCCAAAGGGAACUCCGGCUCAGAUGAAAGCAUACAACGAUGGAAUCAGGGCAGGUGCAUUCGGCCUGCUACUAAACUCGGUUGUUCUUGGAGUGACCUCAUUCCUGGUAGAGCCAAUGUGUCGCAAGUUCACCCCUAGAAUCGUAUGGGUGUCAAGCAAUUUCUUUGUUUUUAUCUGCAUGGCUGCCACUGCCAUCAUCAGCACGUGGUCUCUACACACCUACCAUGGUAACAUCCAGGAUGUCAUCAUCACUCCGGAUGGUAAAGUGAAAGCAGUUGCUCUGUUUGUGUUUUCGGUCCUGGGUGUUCCAUUAGCGAUUUUGUAUAGCGUGCCUUUUGCAGUAACGGCACAGCUAGCUGCCAACCAAGGAGGUGGCCAAGGUCUGUGUACUGGAGUACUCAACAUUUCCAUCGUCAUCCCGCAGGUGAUCAUAGCACUUGGGGCGGGACCGUGGGAUGCUAUCUUCAACAAAGGCAACAUUCCUGCAUUUGCUUUUGCGUCAGGGAUCGCCUUCGUGUGCGGCAUUGUUGGUCUCUUCAAGCUUCCAAGGCUCUCUCGCUCUAACUUCAAAGCCAGUAUGGGUGGCAUGCACUGAAAAUAAUUCCUCUCCUUUCUUGGUUAUCCCUGUUGUUUUGCUUCAUGCUUUUAUAGGUACUGAAGCCCCAUCCUGAUGAUUUGGUUUUGCGUUAAAUGUCUAAUAAAAUGUUGCAAACUUGAAUUUAGAAGAUCUUAAUGAGAGAUGAUCUUAAUGAGAGAUGAAGUUGUAGAGUUUGUGUUAUGCUGGAUGGAGCUUUAAUAGGUCCCUCCCUCUCCAAAUAUAGUGUAGUUCACACUGUGUAUUGGUUCAGAGCUUGACAGAAUAUGCCAAGCUAGUUAAAAUGCCCAUACGACCUUGUGUUUUGCCUUAAUGUACCAUCAACAUGAGAAAAUAAAAUGAGUGAUUGUGUUUAUUUUAUCUUAAAA